AUGUUCCUCUUGUUGCUGGGAGCUCUGCUGGGAGUUGCAGUUAAAGGGCAAAGUUCUAACCGUAUUAUUGGCGGUUACGAGUGUGUGCCGAACUCUCAGCCGUGGCAAGUCAGCCUGCAGCACUUCAGCCGCCACGUCUGUGGUGGAGUCUUGAUAGAUGAAAACUGGGUCCUAACAGCCGCACACUGCCAACUCACGAAUCUUCAGAUCCGCCUGGGGGAACACAACUUAAACUCUUACGAGGAGAGAGAGCAGUUCACCUACGCUGACAAAAUAUGCCCUCAUAAAGGAUUUAACAGUGUUUCGUAUGACAAUGACAUCAUGCUUCUGAAAAUUGCCUCACCAGCCAAUCUGAAUGCAUACGUCCAAACUAUCCCCAUUGGCUGCCCUCCACCCUCUGCGGGAACCAGCUGCCUUGUGUCAGGAUGGGGGACCACCACCAGCCCUGAAGAGAACUACCCGCCUGCACUGCAAUGUGUGAACGUGGAGACAGUCUCUGACUCUUCUUGCCGAGAAUCUUACCCGACUGAUGAGAUAACGGAGAGCAUGCUGUGUGCCGGAGUACCGGAAGGGGGGAAAGACUCCUGUCAGGGAGACUCUGGCGGACCCUUGGUGUGUAACUCUAAGCUGUACGGUAUCACGUCCUGGGGCAACGUUCCCUGCGCUGAGGCCAAUCGUCCAGGAAUAUACACUAAAGUGUGCAACUACCUGGACUGGAUCCAAGACACAAUUUCAAACGGCGACUGCCUACCCUAAUGAAGAUCCUUUCAUUUCUGUAGUGGAUGUCAAAACGUUGACAAUGUUCCAUCCAUCCAUCCAUCCAUCCA
Pseudophryne corroboree (corroboree frog) is the source of this 827-nucleotide messenger RNA. RefSeq names its product trypsin-like. The record is from RefSeq and is a predicted model, not a curated record. The transcript has 5 exons. Bases 1 to 756 code for a protein of 251 amino acids. NCBI's taxonomy places the organism in Eukaryota, Metazoa, Chordata, Amphibia, Anura, Myobatrachidae. Gene Ontology annotation, biological process: proteolysis. Gene Ontology annotation, molecular function: serine-type endopeptidase activity.